GCUUUUGAAUAGAAUUGUAUAUUGUAAGCAUCAAUCAUCGUUAUCCAUCCCAAAGCACUUCGAUUCCUGCUACAAAUUGAUUGUAUACACCAAAUUUGAUCUUACAGCCGACGGAUCGACACUUCCUCCACUGUUGCCGCCGCCAUCUCCGCGGCCAUUACUCCUAUUCAAACCGAUGCUCGAACGAUGAGACUCUCUAUGUAAGGGAGCCGAAUGCCAAAACAGCUAGAGGAGAAGCUCGUAUGAUGGAACUUCGAUCGCCGGUUGGAGCUUCUUGUUCGGCCGUGCGCGGAGGAGGAUUUGUUGCUGACUUCUCGUCCGCUGCCUAGAGAGGAAGCUCGUAUGAUGGAACUUCGAUCGCCGGUUGGAGCUUCUUGUUCGUGUUAAGUGUAUAUGGGGGUGAGCUACGAUUUAUGUGAGUUGAGUUAAUGAUCUGUAGUUAGAGAGUGGGGCCCAUUUAUGUUUGUUAAGCCCAUGCAAGCCCAUGCAAUUAGGUUAGACGUGUGAGAGAUGAAGUCUGACCUAGUGUGCAGAAUAUAUAAGGAGAGUGAUGAGGGCUGCCGCUAAUGUACAUUGAUUGGGUGAUUCUUCUCAGUAAAUUAGUAGCCUGAAGAGCGUUCUAAGCUCUUCCGUGGAUUAGUCCUGGAUAUCCAGGGAUACCAUGUAAACACCUGUGUCUGUGUCCGAUCUGAUUUUCGUUCAUUAAUCUGUUUCUGUAUUAGUCAACAUGGUAUCAGAGCUUAACGCGGCUGAUUCGGAGAAGCCGACUGUGCGUCUCACGUAGACAAACUACUCCCUAUGGGAAUUUCAGUUCAGAUUUUUUGUGGAAGGAAGAGGCUUACUGGGAAUAUUGGAUGGUACGGUUCCUAGACCCACUGCUGCAUCUGCUUCUCCUCAAGAAAUAUCAACGUGGAAUCAAAUUGAUGCUCGGAUCAGGUCGUGGUUGCUGGGGUCGGUUGAUCCGUCGACUUGCCUCAGUCUUCGCCUAUUUCCCUCUGCGAACAGGAUGUGGAGACACCUAUCUGGUCUCUACUCUACAGUGAAUGCCGCCAGGCAAUUUGAAGUUCAAACCGCACUUGCACGUCUGGAGCAAGGUGAUCGGUCGGUCACUGAUUAUUUUAAUGUCGCACAGGUGUUGUGGACGGAGCAAGAUAUGCUUCACAUAGCUCUUCGUCCUCAUGCUGAAAUGACGGCCGACACUAUAGCGGAACAACAACAAACAAGGGUUCUACAAUUUCUUAUGCGUUUGAGGCCCGAAUUUGAGAUGGUGAGAUCGACUAUCUUGAACCGAGAGCAGCUGAACUUUGAUGGUGUAAUCAGCAGCCUUGUUCGUGAAGAGACUAGGCUGAGAACACAGGCCCAGUUCGAUGUUCGACCUGGUGAAGGGGAAACAAUAAUUGCCGCAGCAACAGCAUCGGCAAGACAAGGUAUGGGUCGAAAUAUGAAUGCUUUGGCUGUGACAAGGCCGCAGUUUAAUAGCCGAGUCCCGAAUGCUGAACUAGAGUGUCACCACUGCCAUGAGAAAGGGCAUUUGGUGAAGCAUUGCCGUAGAAGAAAUUAUUGCGUAUAUUGCAAAAGGAUGGGCCACAUAUUUUGGAAUGCCGCACUCGGGAAAGAAAUGCUGAUCGUUGGACUGGGACUCCAAAUGUUGAUGGACGUGGAGCUGGACGUGGUGCUUCCUAUCGUGGUGGACGUCCCACAUAUAUGGUUGGGGAAUCAAGUAAUGUUGCUGCCGCUGAAAACUCGACUGCUGCCCAAAUGGAACAACUUGUGCAAGCUGUAGCGGCAUUGCAAAGCUCUUUGCCUACUGCUUUCGGUUCGGCUCUCUCGGCACUACAAGGUAAAAUCAAACAUAAACCUUGGUUGAUAGAUUCGGGAUGUUAUAACCACAUGACCCAUGAUAAAAAUUCAUUGAUUAAUGUUCGGCCUAUUAGUCAUGUUGGUUUAACAGUCGCGAAUGGAGAUAAGAUGGCUGUUCAAGUAGUGGGUACUGUCGAAACUCCGAAAAUAUCAUUGUCGCAUACUCUUCAUGUUCCUGCUUUGGUUCCUAAUUUGGUUUCAGUCGGACAACUUACUGAAUAGGGUUGUUCUGUUAUAUUUGCUCCUACUGGUUGUAUUAUACAGGACAUGAAGACGGGGAGACAGAUCGGAAGGGGGAGUAAGCAGGGGAGGAUAUUUCAUCUCGAGGAGCUUCAGAACAGUGCUAUUCCUUUGUCUACCUCGAGUUCAAUCGUGUCUAGGUCUGUCAGUAGUCCUCUUGUGUCCACAAAAACAAAUUCAGUUGUUGAUCCUAUUUUUUUGAGUUUGUCGAAUAAGGAGUGGGAUCUUUGGCAUGCUCGAUUGGGGCAUCCCCACUCCGCGCGUCUAUCAGAAAUGUUUAAACAAUCUCUUUUAGGAAAGAAUUCUGUGAGUCCUUUGGCUAAAC
Messenger RNA from Linum trigynum, 2425 nucleotides. Lineage: Eukaryota; Viridiplantae; Streptophyta; Magnoliopsida; Malpighiales; Linaceae. The record is from the annotation of a GenBank genome assembly.